Molecule: messenger RNA, 2072 nt
Organism: Asparagus officinalis (garden asparagus)
Lineage: Eukaryota; Viridiplantae; Streptophyta; Magnoliopsida; Asparagales; Asparagaceae
Product: probable serine/threonine-protein kinase PBL16
Exons: 5
Coding region: 270-1448 (392 amino acids)
Biological process (GO): protein phosphorylation
Molecular function (GO): protein kinase activity; ATP binding
Source: RefSeq, a predicted model, not a curated record
UCUUGUUGUGAAUUAUGGCCUUUUUUUCUUGGCUUUAGACUUCACACUAACAAAUUAAAAAACCCAUUUAAAAAGCUACCCUUUUCUUCUCUCUACAUCAAUUUCGACCUGCUUGUUUCACUCUCAUUCCUUUUUAUCUGCCCAUUAAUAGACCCAUCGAGAGAAGCUCACUCCCACUAGUUAAUUCUAUCAAGCUCAGCUCUCUCUCUCUCUCUCUCUCUCUCUCAUCAUCUCUGUGAAACUUACAAGAAUAUCUUUGGCUUUUUGAGAUGAAAAUGGGUGGUUGCUGGUUUGGCUGGAAACCAUCUUUCAACAGAGUAUCCUCCCAUGCAAAGCCAGUAAACGGAACUUCAGAGAAGAAACGAGGAAAAGAUGAUCACAAAAUGCCUUCGAAUCCUAAAGAAGUCGAGGACUUGCGUCAGAAUGCAACAACAAAUCCUCUCGUAGCAUUCACUUUCAAUGAGCUCAAGGCAAUUACAGGCAAUUUCAGGCAGGAUAAUAUUUUAGGGGGAGGAGGAUUUGGAAAUGUUUAUAAAGGAUUUAUUCCUGAAGAUUUAAGAGAGGGCCUGCAACAUAGUCAAGUAGCGGUUAAGGUUCAUGAUGGUGAUAAUAGUUGUCAAGGUCAUAGAGAAUGGCUGGCUGAAGUUAUUUUCCUUGGGCAACUUUCGCAUCCGAAUUUAGUAAAAUUGGUCGGAUAUUGUUGCGAAAAGGAACACCGUGUGUUAAUAUAUGAGUACAUGCCUCGUGGUAGUGUGGAAAACAAUCUCUUUUCAAGUAAUUCCGCUGCCCUUUUCUCAUACGAAAAAUAUUUUAUUUUGUUUUCCUUAGUUGACACUUUUCUAUCAAAUGUAGGAGUAUUGCUUCCUCUUCCGUGGUCAAUUCGCAUGAAAAUUGCAUUUGGAGCUGCAAAGGGGCUAGCAUUCCUCCAUGAAGCUGAGAAGCCAGUCAUUUAUCGUGAUUUUAAAACGUCUAAUAUUUUGCUAGAUCAGGAAUAUAAUGCGAAACUUUCUGAUUUUGGCCUGGCCAAGGAUGGGCCAGUUGGUGACAAAUCUCAUGUUUCAACUCGGAUUAUGGGAACUUAUGGAUAUGCUGCACCUGAAUACAUUAUGACUGGUCAUCUGACUGCUAGGAGCGAUGUGUACAGCUUUGGAGUUGUUCUUCUAGAACUCUUAACAGGAAGGAAGUCAUUAGACAAAUCGCGUCCAGUUCGUGAGCAGACGCUCACUGACUGGGCCCUACCUCGCCUUACAGAGAAGAAGAAGAUUCUAGGGAUCAUAGACCCUAGGCUUGAUGGAGAUUACCCCGUCAAAGGUGUGCACAAGGCUGCAAUGCUAGCUUAUCAUUGCCUUAACCGCAAUCCUAAGGCCAGACCUCUGAUGAGAGACAUCGUUGAUUCCUUAGAGCCGCUUCAAGCGACUGAAGAACUUCGGUUUGGUGUUUUACGAUGAAGAAUGGGAGGAUGUUGGUUAUAGUUGUCAAUUGUAGGUUUGCAGAUAAGACCCCCUCUGCUAUUGCUAGGCUGAAUUUACUUACUACCCCUGUAAUUCUACUGUUGCAAAUAGCUCCCUUGAGUGAAAAUUUAUUGACCCUUUUCAAAGGUCUAUCUGUAACAACAGAUUUUCACCUAGGGUUAUAUCUGCAACAGUAGAUUCCUUUUGAAAGUUUUUUACCCUUUUCAAUGAGAAAUUCUUACCUACUCAUGGAGUAGACAAGAUGCCUACACCCGUCCGAUAGGAAGGGACAAUGUGGCACUAGAGGACGGAAUGUGACAUCACAUUCUCCCCUCUUGUGGUAUAUGCCCCCCCUCCUAUUGGAGAGGUGUAGGCACUUAGGUGCUCCCUAAGAAUUUCUCCUUUUCAAGGGUCUAUCUACAACAAUAGAUUUUCACCUAGUGAUACAUCUGCAGCAACAGAACUCUGCAAGGGGCCUAUCUGCAACAAUAGAACUACAUUGGUAGGAAGUUCAAAUUUGGCGAUAGUACAGACGGUCUAUCCAUAAUUAACCCUUGAUUGUAUAAUGCUCACCUUGUGAAGAGGUUUAUGCCUGAAUGGAUUAGACUCAGGUUUGAGAUA